Messenger RNA from Esox lucius (northern pike), 5777 nucleotides. It is a transcript of the gene pnpla7a, whose product is annotated as patatin-like phospholipase domain containing 7a. Gene Ontology annotation, molecular function: phosphatidylcholine lysophospholipase A1 activity. Bases 147 to 4232 code for a protein of 1361 amino acids. The transcript has 35 exons. Lineage: Eukaryota; Metazoa; Chordata; Actinopteri; Esociformes; Esocidae. The record is from RefSeq and is a predicted model, not a curated record. Gene Ontology annotation, cellular component: endoplasmic reticulum. Gene Ontology annotation, biological process: lipid metabolic process.
UCGGCUUUCCGGUCGAGUAAGGAUUGGUUAGAUCGGUUUGUUAUGAAAAUGGUUGGGGGGAAAGCUGGAGUGAGGAGGAACAGUUUUUUUUAAUUGUUCGUUUUGGACGACAAAGAGUGCAAUACUUUUCCAGAAAGUUCUAAAGGAUGGACAGAGAGGAGGAGGAUGACCAGUGCAGCUGGGCCAGAGUAUUGAGUAACAAUCUCAAUGAAGACGUGUCAGGACUUCAAAUGUACCUAGCAGGAAAGGUGCCUAGCAGGGAUGAUAUCAAGGCACGAAUUCAGCAGUUUGUGGAAGAGAGGAUGCAGACUACGAUGUUGACUGGCAUGCUGAUCGGGGCAGCGGUGGCUGUGUCUCUGAUUGGGAUUGUGGUGCUCCUCCUUUAUAGAAGAUACAAGCUUGCUAGUGGCCAACAGGCUGUUCCCCACUAUCGCUUCAGGAAGAGAGACAAGGUGCUCUUCUAUGGCAGGAAAAUUAUGAGGAAGGUUAAGACCCUGUCCUCCCCACCGUCCUCUUCCUCCGUAUCCAAGCGCCCUCGGAAGAGACCCAAAGUCCUGAGUAUAGCCCGCAGGAUCCUACGAAUCCGUAAAGAACCACCUACCCUGCAACCCAAAGAACCCCCUUCCUCCUUGUUGGAGGCCGACCUGACUGAGUUUGACGUGCAGAACUCCAACCUGCCUUCAGAGGUCCUCUACAUGCUUAAGAAUGUCCGGGUGCUGGGCCACUUUGAAAAACCUCUGUUCCUUGAGCUGUGUCGCCACAUGGUCUUUGUGGAGCUGCAGGAGGGCGAGGGGCUAUUCCGGCCCGGCGACAACGACGACAGUAUUUACGUGGUCCAGGAUGGACGCCUGGAACUCUGCAUCCACGAGAACGAUGGAACAGAGCCAGUUGUGAAGGAUGUGCUUCCAGGAGACAGUGUUCACAGCCUGCUCAGUAUUCUGGACAUCAUCACCGGUUACCCCGCCCCCUAUAAGACCGUGUCAGCGCGGGCGGCGUCUCGCUCCACUAUCCUGCGUCUACCCGCUUCAGCCUUCCAGUCUGUGUUUGAGAAGUACCCGGAGACCCUGGUGCGCGUCAUUCAGAUAAUCAUGGUGAGACUCCAGAGAGUGACCUUCCUGGCGUUACAUAACUAUCUUGGCCUGACCACGGAGCUCUUCAACCCGGAGCGUCAGGCAGUCCCUUUGGUAACGGUUGCUGGGGUGAUAGGAGAGGGGAGCCCGGGUAGGAUCCCACGUAGACCCCACUUCCAGGAAGACCCCGUCUCCUUCGCUGUAUCUGCCCCCGCAGAAUCCUACUCUGACACAGAGGCGGGGAAAGACAACCAGUCCAAUGUCUUCAGGAAGACUCGCUCCAUCUCCAUGCCUACUGACAGUACAGGGGUGACAGGGACCGACCUUAACAUGGCGUAUGAGCGAGCCAGAGUCCCCAUAGAUGAGUUUCCCUCCAUCCCUGUCAUUUAUAAGUCCAUCCUGAAGAAGAGCGUGACCAUGCAGCAUGCGCCUUCAGCCGUGUUCCACUACUCGGACAGCGAGGGCCGCCCUGACACUGUACACCCCAGCAAAGUCAGCGCCAUCUUCCAGGCCGCCAAGAAAGACCUACUGGGCAUAAUCCAGCUGCAGGACCCUGGUCUGUUGGAGGGCAGGGUGACUCUGCACCAGGUUAAAGCAGGCGCUGUGGUAGCCAAACAAGGAGACCAGGAGGUGAGUGUGCAGUUUGUGAUCUCGGGCUUGUUGCAUGUGUACCAGAGGAUGAUCGACCGCGAGGAGGACACGUGUCUGUUUGUAACCCACCCCGGAGAGCUGGUGGGUCAGCUGGCUGUGCUGACCGGAGAGCCCCUCAUCUUCACCGUCCGAGCCCACCGAGACUGCAGCUUCCUGUCCAUCUCCAAGACACACUUCUAUGAGAUAAUGCGUGCAGAGCCAACGGUUGUGCUGAAAGUGGCUCACACGGUCGUUCGGAGGAUGUCACCCUUCGUCAGGCAGAUUGACUUUGCUCUUGACUGGAUGGCUGUGGAGGCUGGCCGGGCUGUCUACAGACAGGGGGAUAAGUCAGACAGCACUUUCAUAGUUCUGAGUGGCCGUCUUCGCUCCGUUAUAAUGAAGGAGGAUGGGAAGAAAGAGCUGACUGGGGAGUAUGGCCGCGGUGACCUAAUAGGCGUGGUAGAGGCCCUGACCCAUCAGAACCGAGCCACCACGGUCCAUGCAGUGCGCGACUCCGAACUGGCCAAACUACCUGAGGGAGCACUCAGCUCCAUUAAGAGGAAGUUCCCACAGGUAGUCACAAGGUUAAUACACCUUCUAGGACAGAAGAUCCUUCAGCAGGUCAAUGGUCCUCUAACAGCUCGUAGCCUGGCCCUCCACACGCCCUGCAGUAAGUGGGACGCUGGGAACCCGGCCUCGAACCUGUCCACUGUCGCCGUGCUGCCUGUGUCCGAGGAGGUGCCUCUCACAGCCUUCACCCUGGAGCUUCAGCAUGCACUGAUUGCCAUUGGCCCCACCCUCUUACUGACCAGCGACAGCAUCAAGCAGCGCCUGGGUGCCGCCGCCCUGGACAGUGUCCAUGAGUACCGUCUCUCCAGUUGGCUGGGCCAGCAGGAGGACAUCCACCGCAUCGUGCUCUACCAGACGGACUACACCCUCACCCCCUGGACCCAGCGCUGCAUCCGCCAGGCAGACUGCAUCCUCAUCGUGGGCCUGGGGGAGCAGGACCCCGCCGUCGGGGAGUUAGAGCGGAUGCUGGAGGGCAGUGCAGUGAGGGCGCAGAAGCAGCUGGUGCUCUUGCAUAGAGAGGACGGCCCCCCACCCCAGGGCACAGUGGAGUGGCUCAACAUGAGGAGCUGGAUCUCCAGGCACCUGCACCUCUCCUGUCCACGCAGGGUCUUCUCCAAGAGGAGUCUUCCCAAACUGAGAGAGAUGUACCAGCGUGUGUUCCAGAAGCCCGUUGACCGUCACUCUGACUUCUCCCGUCUGGCGAGAGUCCUGACCGGCAACGCCAUUGCCCUCAUAUUGGGGGGAGGAGGGGCCAGGGGCUGUUCUCAGGUGGGUAUCAUGCGUGCACUGAGCGAGGCAGGGAUACCAGUGGACCUGGUGGGUGGUGUUUCCAUAGGCUCCCUGUUGGGGGCGCUGUACGCAGAGGAUCGCAGCCACAGCCGCAUGAGGAUGAGGGCACGAGAGUGGGCAAUGGCCAUGAGAUCCGUGUUUCAGAAGAUACUGGACCUGACCUACCCUAUCACAUCCAUGUUCUCCGGAGCUGCCUUCAACUCCAGCAUUUACACAGUGUUCAAGGGCAAGCAGAUUGAGGACUUGUGGAUCCCCUAUUUCAACAUCACCACUGACAUCACUGCCUCCACCAUGAGAGUGCACACUGAUGGCUCUCUCUGGAGGUAUGUACGGGCCAGCAUGUCUCUCUCUGGCUACCUGCCCCCCCUGUGCGACCCCAAAGACGGACACCUGCUGAUGGAUGGAGGGUACAUCAACAACCUGCCAGCUGACGUGGCUCGCUCCAUGGGUGCCAAGGUGGUGAUCGCCAUAGACGUGGGCAGCCAGGAUGAGACCAACCUCACCAACUACGGAGACUCUCUCUCCGGCUGGUGGCUGCUAUGGAAACGGCUCAACCCGCUGGCAGAGAAGGUCAAGGUGUUGAACAUGGCUGAGAUCCAGACCCGGCUGGCCUACGUGUGUUGUGUUCGUCAGCUGGAGUCGGUGAAGAACAGUGAUUACUGCGAGUACAUCAGACCGCCCAUUGACCGGUACCGCACCCUGGAGUUUGGCAAGUUCGACGAGAUCGCUGAAGUGGGCUACCAACAUGGCAAGACAGUGUUUGACGUGUGGAUUCGCAGUGGAGUGGUGGAGAAGAUGAUGAAGGACCGCCACCAGGAGGAGUUCCACAACACACAAAGCAACAACAAUGGACCUGUGACCUGUCCCAACGCCUCCUUCACUGACCUGGCUGAGAUUGUGUCCCGCAUCGAGGUGACCAAGCCUGCCCUGGUGGAUGAGGAGUCUGAUUACCCCACAGACUAUGAGGAGGAGGCCGUGGAGAGUGCCUACUCAGAUGCGGACCUGUUCAACUACUACAGCGAACCCACCACUGAGGGGGAGGGGACUGCUGACACGGAUGAAGAGCUACUGGACAUCAGGUACAGACGUCGUCGUCCUGGCCCUAGCGGUUUGAGGGCCCCCUCCCAGCCACCUACAGCAUCACUAGUUCCCCUGUCCCUUGGAGGAAGCUGAGGGACACCACCUCUGCCCCGGACCCAGUCUGUCACCGAACCUGACCCCUGAACCCGCAGACUGGAAGCACAACUAACAUUCUCUGGCUGUCUGUCCAAACACCACUAACACAGUGCCUUACUGGUGCACAAUGCCAACAGGACCCUUUUUAGCAGCCAACACCCGUUCCUGUUCCUGGGUGUCUGUUAACUCUCUGACUCCAUAGGCCCUCAGAGCUUCUGUGUCCUGUGUUCUUCCCUCCCCACAUGUGAGCCACAUUGGUCUAAUGGGAGAUGGUGGUGAGGACUUGGUGUCCCUAAUGCCUGAUGUUGGGAGUUGACCUCAGUGUCUGACGUGCUACAGGCGUGCUACGUUAACAUGGGGAGGGCGGCGGAGCCAUCCUGUUGGGUUUCAGAACUCCCAGGGAGACAGGAUGGGACUCAGAAGAGGCAUUAUGCAGCCACUUUAGACGCUUCUGCUUUCUGAAGUCAGUCCAUUAGAUACAGCCUCACAGACACUGACUGAGACGUGGGUCUAUACAUGUAAACUACACUGUGAAGGCUAAUGCUAUGUAGCGUUUAUGACCCAGGCUCAUCCAAUGCAGCUGGACAAUCGACCCAUGUACUUUGACUAAUAAAUCUUGAGUCUUUACUUACCUCAGUAGCACUAACUUUAUAGAUGUGCGCACACAAAAUUAAGGCAAUCAAUGCAAUGCCCUUUUAAUGUCUUUCGUAUCCAUGCCUUGCAUUGUAAAGCAGUGGUGCCUCUAACUGUGCUAAUAUUGAUGAUAGCAUCAGUAGCCUUACAGUGUCAUGUAGAUGGUGCUGAUCCCAGGGGUUGUAUGGCUGUGUCUUCCACCAUUUUGCCUUUAUAGCACACUGUUUCUGACCUGGGUCCACAAGGCUUAGAUCAGUGGUUCCCAACUCCGGUCCUAGAGUACUCUCAACAGCACACAUUUUUGUUGUAGCCCUGGACAAGUACACCCAAUUCAACUCAAUGAAAGCAUGAUCAUUAUUUGACAAGUUGAAUCAGCUGUGCUUGGCUGGGGCUACAAUGAAAAUGUGUACUGUUGGGGGUACUUGAGGAACGUAGUUGGGAACCAUGUUUUAGAUCAAACGUGUUGCCUUAUUAGAGGGGGAAGGAUGUGAUCCAGGUCUGACAAUGCAUGUGGAGACCAGAAGUUUAGCUGGUGCCCACUAGGGGAAAAACUAAUCUGUCUUAGUGGUUAGGUUUAGGGUGAAACAUAUCUGGGUUUUGAUUAGAGUUGGGGUUAUUGUUAGGCUUCGGUAUUGGUUAAGUUUAGGCAUAAUAUUGAGGUUAUUGAGGUUUGGGUUAAGGAAAGGGUUAGGAAUUAGGGAUCCAGGGAAUUUUUGUUCCAAGAAGGAUAGAAAAAUGUGUGUCUCUGAGUGUCAGAAACGAAUGGGGCGGUAACAUGGACUAGUUACUGUGGUAUUGAAUCUAGAAGUUGAUGAAGGUGAUACUGUAUGUAUGGUCAUCCAACUGUUCUGAAUAGCCGUCAAAGGCAUAAUUGAUGGCGUACAAUAAACAGGGGCAUAAUUUGCUAAA